Messenger RNA from Amphiprion ocellaris (clown anemonefish), 855 nucleotides. RefSeq names its product mitochondrial translation release factor in rescue (gene mtrfr). Gene Ontology annotation, cellular component: mitochondrion. Gene Ontology annotation, biological process: translational termination. Gene Ontology annotation, molecular function: translation release factor activity. Bases 144 to 638 code for a protein of 164 amino acids. NCBI's taxonomy places the organism in Eukaryota, Metazoa, Chordata, Actinopteri, Pomacentridae. The record is from RefSeq and is a predicted model, not a curated record. The transcript has 2 exons.
AUAACAGAUACCGUCGAAGAAAACAACACUGGCUGUGGCUGUGACCGUGCAACGGACAUGCAGUGAUACGAAGUUUUUAGUCAGGGAUUUAACGUAUUAAUUAGAAUUUCUGUCUUUGGAGGCAUUAAAUAACAUGUCGCGUGAUGUCGGGGCUUGUUCUGUUCCUCAGACGGUCCAGUCGGGUCUUAUGGAGAGCUUCUCCUGGUGUCCCUCCGCUGCUCAGACCUCCGGCUGGACCAACAUGUGUUGUCACAGCUGGUAAAAAGGACCUGAUAGAUCUUCCUGCCCUGGUAGAGGACGAGCUAGAAGAGCAGUUCGUGAGGGGAUCAGGACCCGGAGGACAGGCCACCAACAAAACCAGCAACUGUGUGGUGCUCAAGCACAUCCCCACUGGGAUUGUAGUGAAGUGUCAUCAGACCAGAUCUGUGGAUAUAAAUCGAAAACGUGCGCGGGACAUAAUGAGAGAGAAGCUUGAUGUUGCAUAUAAAGGAGAACUCAGUGAUGUCCUUGUGAAGAAGAAAGAGUCCAUGCAGAGGAAGCAAGAAAAGAGGAGGAAAGCAAAUGAGAAUCUGGAGAGAAAAAGACAGUUUAAAGAAGCACUGGCUGCUGAUUCCAAACCUGGAAAUGACACUGUAUAAAAUGCUUGUGUAGAAAAUGGAAUGAAGAUAUAAAUACUUGAAUGAUCCUGUACGUUAUGUUUGAAAAGACUCAACAAAACCUGGAAACGUGCUUUUAUUAGUAUUCAAUCCAACCAGCCAUUUGUAUUGCAUCAUUCAUGCAAAGUUGCAAGAUGUCGUAAUUCACAAUGCAAGACAAAGAGGGAAUUUUAAAAAGAAAUAAAAACAUAGUAAAACA